AUGGAUUCGUUUUGUAUAUCUUUCCGCGUACAUAGAUGUUGUUUCUUAAUUAGCAGCACAUAUGCUUUGAGUCUAACUCCAGUAGCAAUGUCUGUGGAGGAAUUGAUACCACCAAAUAAUCCCCACUUUCAGUUCUACUCCAUCCUCAUCAGAACGGCGCUAGUCGUUUCUACACUGCUUGUUGGUCUUUCGGUUCCCUUUUUCGGUUUGGUAAUGUCAUUAAUUGGGUCUAUGCUCACAAUGUUUGUUUCUCUUAUUCUACCGUCUGCUUGUUUCCUAAGCAUCAAGCGUGGCAGAGUCACGCGUUCUCAGGUAGCACUUUGUGUUGCAGUGAUUGUAGCAGGCCUUGUAUCAUCUGCGCUUGGAUCAUACUCAGCAAUGUCGGAGAUUAUUAAAGAAUUGUUAGCGUGA
Molecule: messenger RNA, 411 nt
Organism: Vicia faba (fava bean)
Lineage: Eukaryota; Viridiplantae; Streptophyta; Magnoliopsida; Fabales; Fabaceae
Source: the annotation of a GenBank genome assembly